UUUCAAUUGGCGCUCAAAUAAAGUGUGUUUACUACAAUAUGACUGCCAAUCGGCGAGCGUUCAAUAUAUUCAACAAUGAAAUGCCGUUUGUAUUGCCGCAGCCGUUUCCCGAACCGCCGCGUGUGGUCAACCCCAGACCAAUGGUACCCGAUUUGUCCAUUACUAGCGAUGGGUUGCCAUCGGCUACGGGCGGUGCAGGCGGUGGCCACGGGUUUACAAACACUUCACCAAUAGUUGGUCAUCAUCAUCAGCAGCAUGACUGGCGUACAAUGUAUCCGAUGCCACCCGUAACGGCACGAUCGCCACCAUCACCGAACUUGUUGGCCACACUAACAAAUCGUGCGUUCAAUCAGUUGACACCAGUGACCACUGCCGCCGCCACCACCACAGCGUUCAACGGCAACAACAACAACAUGUUCGCCGACAGCCGGUUCGCUACCGAUCGGCCACAAGUGAUGAACACAAAUGGAUACGUGAAUAGUGGUGGCGACCGACGACCUCCCGCUGUACUAACCGAUCACAAUGUCGACAACUCGGCUGUCAAUUGUAAUCCGAAAAAUGUCUUUACAAAUGGACAACUCCUUAUGCCUACCGCUGCUGCUGUUGCUGCCGAUAAUGGCCGCCGAAAACCCCUUGAAUCUCAUAAUAUGUAUAAACCGAAGAUAGUUAAGCACAACAACGUCAACAAACCAAUGGUCACCGGCAUCGGUGUCAACGCACAGAAUCGGCAACGAGUGACACAUCAGUUAAACAAUAAUACUAAUCAUAAUACCUGUGCUUCACAUGCCGUGAGUCCUACUCAGCAACAGUUUGCGGCCAACAACUCCUCAUCGCCGACCAACGACCAGAUGAUCGAAAUGAUUAGACAACAGGACCAACAAUUGCACCGAAUUAGCCAACAAAUCAAAGAACUGCUGACAUUGCAUAAGAUUGACGACCGAAAAGCGGAAAACAUUGAGAAACGAUCGGUUCAGACGAUGACAUCGAUUGCUUUCGACGAUAAUAAUAAUCUUAAUUAUAAUCAAAACCGAACUCCACUGACACAUAAGCCAAGAACUAAUAGGACGAAGACAACAACGACGUCGACCAGAGAUAUGGCUACCAAUCCGACAAAGACUACGCCAUCGCCGACAACGACAACAACAACGCCGUCGACAGCGUCUAAAGAUCUUCGUGGGCUUCGUUUGAAUACCAUUAGCGAGUGUCCAACCGAACCGUCCGACAUUGAACUCGACAGCAAUCGACUUAACUAUAGUGACAAUAGUCCCGUUGGACGACAAUAUCAUCGACAACAACAACAACAACGUUCUGACAGCAGUUCUAGUAUCGAAAGGAUACGCAAAACAACUGGUGAUAAUAACACAAGCGGUUCUUCAUUUGAUAAUAGAUUCUACGACCGGAUGAUCGAUGACAUACAUGUGAUGCUUAACAACAGCUACGAUACCGAAGAGGACGAUAGCGGACGACGAAGUAGUUGUAGUCCAUCGCCGCCACAAUUGGCAUCGUCGAGACGGACACACCAUCACCAGCAACCGCUACGACAAGAGCACCAUCGAUACGAAGUACAAUCAGAACAAACACUUUAUAUUAAACGAUUGGCCGCCAAAUAUAUGGUCAACGAGUCGCCCGAUUACCGACACAACAACAACAAACCUAAGCGUAAGACAAAGCCUACUACUAAAGACUACUACGACGACAACCAUCAUCAUCAGCAACAACAACGACAUGAUAUUCAUACGUACGGAUUGACCAGAAAUGCGUCGAUUGCUACGAAAAAUUAUUUAGAAAAAUACGGUUUAGUAUAUUCACCGCCAAAAGUUCAACCACUGCCACAACAACAUCAUCAUCGGCCACAACAACAGCUGUUUGUUGAUAAACCUAAUCAUCAUAAGACCAACAGUAGUAGACAUACUAAUAAUCACCAUAAGCUGAUCAAUCGUAACAAGAUUUUGGACAUUGAAGCACUUAGAUGUCAGCCAAAGCUUACGUAGCAUUAGUGGUGUGUGAAUAGCGAUAAAAUUUUUUUG
This is a messenger RNA of Oppia nitens, 2027 nucleotides long. RefSeq names its product hybrid signal transduction histidine kinase M-like. The coding region runs from base 39 to 1991 and encodes 650 amino acids. NCBI's taxonomy places the organism in Eukaryota, Metazoa, Arthropoda, Arachnida, Sarcoptiformes, Oppiidae. The transcript has 2 exons. The record is from RefSeq and is a predicted model, not a curated record.